This is a messenger RNA of Bathycoccus prasinos, 2070 nucleotides long. RefSeq lists its product with no specific name. The record is from RefSeq and is a predicted model, not a curated record. Lineage: Eukaryota; Viridiplantae; Chlorophyta; Mamiellophyceae; Mamiellales; Bathycoccaceae. Gene Ontology annotation, molecular function: RNA binding; helicase activity; ATP binding. Bases 1 to 2070 code for a protein of 689 amino acids. The transcript has a single exon.
AUGGGUAAGAGUUCGAAAAAAGACAAAUCCUCCAAAAAGGACAAGAAGAAAGAAAGCGCCUCCUCUGGUAAAAAAGAGAAACGGAAAGAGCGAGAGAAGGAAGACGAUGACGACGAAAAGAGACCGACAAAGAUAAAAGCGUUGACCAUGAUGGAUGGGCAAAACUCCGACGGCGACGACGACGGAGGUGGGUACAACUCGGACGAGGUUCCGAAUCGAAUGGACGCGCGAACGCCAAAUCCUUUGGCGUUGGAGAAUUUCAGCCUCUCCCCGGAGGUUGUCAGCGCUCUUCAGAAAAAAGGUAUCGACGCGUUGUUCGCGAUACAGGCGCAAACUUUAGACACGGCGCUGAGUGGGAAAGAUAUCGUUGGAAGAGCUAGAACUGGAUGCGGGAAAACCUUGGCGUUCGUGUUGCCUAUCGUGGAACAGAUUAACAAAUCCGACCCGACGCCGGCGAGCGGAAGGAGGUUACAAGGACGACGGCCGGUGGUGUGCGUUUUGUGCCCGACGAGAGAGCUUGCGAAACAAGUCGGCGCAGAUUUUGAUUGGGUCGGACAAGCGUUUAAUUUGAAAACCGUGUGCGUGUACGGUGGUGCGCCGUACAGAGAUCAAGAGCAAGGUUUACGAAGCGGGUGCGACAUUAUCGUCGGCACGCCGGGAAGAGUGAAGGACCAUUUGGAUAGGAAAAAUUUGAAGUUUGACAAUUUGAAGUUUCGAGUGUUGGACGAAGCGGACGAGAUGUUGAAUAUGGGUUUUGUCGACGACGUGGAAACAAUUUUGAAAGUUUCUGGAGAUAUUCAAACCUUAUUGUUUUCGGCGACUUUGCCUCCGUGGGUGAAGGAUAUUGCCAAACGGUUCUUGAAGAAAGAUUACGCGACGAUCGAUUUAGUCGGCAACGAAAAACAAAAAGCGAGCGGUCAAGUGCAACACUUGUUGUUGCCAUGUCAGUGGCAAGAGCGUGUGUCGUUGAUUCCAGAUUUAAUUCGCGCAAAAGCGCCGACUGGAGGGAGAUGUAUUUUAUUCUGCGACACGAAGAGAGAUUGCACGGAACUGUGCGACGCUCUGCAAUCGAGUUUGGAAAAAGGCGCCAAGGCUUUACACGGCGACAUCGCGCAAAACAACAGAGAAGUUGUUUUGCAAGGCUUUCGUGAUAACAAAUUCCAGGUUUUAGUUGCCACGGACGUUGCGGCGAGAGGUUUGGAUAUUUCCGGAGUCGAGCUUGUCAUUCAGUGCGAACCUCCGAAAGAUCCAGAAACGUACAUUCAUCGCUCGGGACGAACCGGACGCGCUGGAGCGACUGGAAUCUGCGUGACACUGCUCACGCCGAGAAACGAAUGGGCUAUUCCGAACAUCGAGCGAAAAGGUGGCUUCCGAUUCGUGCGAAUCGGACCGCCGCAACCGGCGGAGAUGGCGAAAGCAGCGGCAAAAAUUGUCUGCGAAAAAGUUCGAGCUGUGCACAAAGGCGCGGCGAAGCUCUUCAUGCAAGCGGCGAGAGAUUUGUUAGAGGAAGGCGAUGACCACGACGAAGGCAGAGACGCGGUUGAAGUUCUUGCGAUGGCAUUAGCACAUGCGUGUGGACACGGUGAGUUGCGACAACGCUCGCUUUUAACCUCGACGGCGGGGAGCACGACGUUGAUUUUAUCCGCCGGCGGCACCGAAAUCCGAACGCCAACGUAUGUGUGGAAUUUUUUGAAACAGAGAUUACCGGAGGAUGAAGUUCAAAUCAAUCGUUUGACGUUAUCUCAGGACAAUUUAAAAGCCGUUUUUGACGUCCCAGCAAAGUUGGCGGAUAAGUAUUGCGGGUUGAGUGAGAAUUCUAGCGGGAGAAGCGCGAUUACCAUCGAAGUGUGCGAAGAGCUUCCUGAACUGAGUCAACGUCCUCAAGGAUUUGGAAGCGGCGGUGGAGGCGGAGGUAGAGGAGGGGGUGGCCGAGGAUACGGCGGCAGAGGUGGAGGCAGUCGCUCACCGGGCGGCGGCGGGAGAUUUGGUGGAGGCCGAGGUGGAGGUGGAAGAGGUGGAGGUGGAAGAGGUGGUGGACGCUUCGGAGGACGUUUUGGAGGACGUAAAUAA